AGAGAGAGAGAGAGAGAGAGAUAGAGAUAGAGUGUGGCUAAUAUGGUUUAAGAGGGCAUAUGAGAGUUAACAGCCCACCUGGCUGGUAACAACGGGAGGCUUGAAGAAGAGGGUUCAAACUCAUUUUAAUGGAGAAUGACUGACUGCGACUUUAACUUAGUCACAUGUAGCGCGGCAGCAGUACGGUCACACUCCAGUCUACCCACGGGGCUGUCUGUCAAUGGUGCGCCCCACACUUCAGUCUACCCACGGGGCUGUCACACUCCAGUCUACCCACGGGGCUGUCACACUCCAGUCUACCCACGGGGCUGUCACACUCCAGUCUACCCACGGGGCUGUCACACUCCAGUCUACCCACGGGGCUGUCACACUCCAGUCUACCCACGGGGCUGUCACACUCCAGUCUACCCACGGGGCUGUCACACUCCAGUCUACCCACGGGGCUGUCACACUCCAGUCUACCCACGGGGCUGUCACACUCCAGUCUACCCACGGGGCUGUCACACUCCAGUCUACCCACGGGGCUGUCACACUCCAGUCUACCCACGGGGCUGUCACACUCCAGUCUACCCACGGGGCUGUCACACUCCAGUCUACCCACGGGGCUGUCACACUCCAGUCUACCCACGGGGCUGUCACACUCCAGUCUACCCACGGGGCUGUCACACUCCAGUCUACCCACGGGGCCGUCACACUCCAGUCUACCCACGGGGCCCCCACACUCCAGUCUACCCACGGGGCCGUCACACUCCAGUCUACCCACGGGGCCCCCACACUCCAGUCUACCCACGGGGCCCCCACACUCCAGUCUACCCACGGGGCCCCCACACUCCAGUCUACCCACGGGGCUGUCACACUCCAGUCUACCCACGGGGCUGCCACACUCCAGUCUACCCACGGGGCUGUCACACUCCAGUCUACCCACGGGGCUGUCACACUCCAGUCUACCCACGGGGCUGUCACACUCCAGUCUACCCACGGGGCUGUCACACUCCAGUCUACCCACGGGGCUGCCACACUCCAGUCUACCCACGGGGCUGCCACACUCCAGUCUACCCACGGGGCUGUCACACUCCAGUCUACCCACGGGGCUGUCACACUCCAGUCUACCCACGGGGCUGUCACACUCCAGUCUACCCACGGGGCUGUCACACUCCAGUCUACCCACGGGGCUGUCACACUCCAGUCUACCCACGGGGCUGUCACACUCCAGUCUACCCACGGGGCUGUCACACUCCAGUCUACCCACGGGGCUGUCACACUCCAGUCUACCCACGGGGCUGUCACACUCCAGUCUACCCACGGGGCUGUCACACUCCAGUCUACCCACGGGGCUGUCACACUCCAGUCUACCCACGGGGCUGUCACACUCCAGUCUACCCACGGGGCUGUCACACUCCAGUCUACCCACGGGGCUGUCACACUCCAGUCUACCCACGGGGCUGUCACACUCCAGUCUACCCACGGGGCUGUCACACUCCAGUCUACCCACGGGGCUGUCACACUCCAGUCUACCCACGGGGCUGUCUGUCAAUGGUGCGUCCCCACACUCCAGUCUACCCACGGGGCUGUCUGUCAAUGGUGCGCCCCCACACUCCAGUCUACCCACGGGGCUGUCACACUCCAGUCUACCCACGGGGCUGUCACACUCCAGUCUACCCACGGGGCUGUCUGUCAACGGUGCGUCCCCACACUCCAGUCUACCCACGGGGCUGUCACACUCCAGUCUACCCACGGGGCUGUCACACUCCAGUCUACCCACGGGGCUGUCUGUCAAUGGUGCGUCCCCACACUCCAGUCUACCCACGGGGCUGUCUGUCAAUGGUGCGCCCCCACACUCCAGUCUACCCACGGGGCUGUCACACUCCAGUCUACCCACGGGGCUGCCACACUCCAGUCUACCCACGGGGCUGUCACACUCCAGUCUACCCACGGGGCUGUCACACUCCAGUCUACCCACGGGGCUGUCACACUCCAGUCUACCCACGGGGCUGUCACACUCCAGUCUACCCACGGGGCUGUCACACUCCAGUCUACCCACGGGGCUGUCACACUCCAGUCUACCCACGGGGCUGCCACACUCCAGUCUACCCACGGGGCUGCCACACUCCAGUCUACCCACGGGGCUGCCACACUCCAGUCUACCCACGGGGCUGCCACACUCCAGUCUACCCACGGGGCUGUCACACUCCAGUCUACCCACGGGGCUGUCACACUCCAGUCUACCCACGGGGCUGUCACACUCCAGUCUACCCACGGGGCUGUCACACUCCAGUCUACCCACGGGGCUGUCACACUCCAGUCUACCCACGGGGCUGUCACACUCCAGUCUACCCACGGGGCUGUCACACUCCAGUCUACCCACGGGGCUGUCACACUCCAGUCUACCCACGGGGCUGUCACACUCCAGUCUACCCACGGGGCUGUCUGUCAAUGGUGCGCCCCAAAUGCCACUCUAUUCCCUAUACAGUGAGGGGACAAAACAUUAAGAACACCUCCUCUUUCCAUGACA
Coregonus clupeaformis (lake whitefish) is the source of this 2512-nucleotide messenger RNA. Its product is annotated as sialidase-like. Lineage: Eukaryota; Metazoa; Chordata; Actinopteri; Salmoniformes; Salmonidae. The transcript has a single exon. The record is from RefSeq and is a predicted model, not a curated record. Bases 221 to 2473 code for a protein of 750 amino acids.